Caenorhabditis sp. 36 PRJEB53466 is the source of this 1991-nucleotide messenger RNA. NCBI's taxonomy places the organism in Eukaryota, Metazoa, Nematoda, Chromadorea, Rhabditida, Rhabditidae. The record is from the annotation of a GenBank genome assembly.
AUGAAAACAGUGCGGUUCAACAAGCAGGCGCUCGCCAUCCUCGCCGCCUGCCUCAUCUUCGUUCUCUGCGUCGUCUCCUACUUUUCGACGUCCUCGGAACCUCAAAACGCCGUCCUCGUCGGCGAAGACGGUGCGGGGGCCGAGGCGAAAAGAGCGAGAGAACACGUGGCAAUUCGGGAUGUGGGGAACAGGCACCUGGCAGAAGAGGGAGUGCACGAAAAGCCGAAGGUUGUGCACGUGGAGACGGUGGUCAGCAAGGAGCAAACGGAGAAGCUAAAGUCGGUGAAAGUGGAACUGAAACCGCCUACGGUGGUGGUGGAGGAGAACAAAGCGACGGAGGAAGGAGAGAUCGGAGGGGGAACGGCGCCCGUUCAGACUGCCGAAGGGCUCGAGAAGUUGAUCGGAAAGAUUCACUACGAAGACAAAGAUGAGGAGAAUGGUUAGUCCGGAUGAGAAAGAGAAGAGAAGAGACAUGACUUUUCAGAUCUCCGACGCCAGAAAGUUAAAGAGAUGAUGGUGCAUGCAUGGCAGGGGUACAAGAACUACUCGUGGGGAGCCAAUGAAUUGAGGCCGAUGGCGAAGACGCCGAAUUCGCAGAACAUAUUCGGGGGAAGUCAGAUGCCGGCGACCAUCGUGGAUGCGGCCGACACACUCUUCAUCAUGGACCUGAAGGACCAGUACAAAGAGGCCCGGGACUACAUCGAGAAGAACUUCUCCAUGACCAAGUCCACGUCAACUCUCUCGGUCUUCGAGACGACCAUCCGCUUCUUGGGAGGCCUGCUCUCUUUGUACGCGCUCACUCAGGAACCCUUCUACAUGUAAGUUCUCGGUCUCAAAUUUCAUGUUACCUGUCCGUUUUAGAAGCAAAGCUCGCGAGGUCGGAGAGGCUCUCCUGCCCGCAUUCAACACUCCUUCUGGAAUUCCGAAGAGCAACUUGGACGUGGCUUCGAAGCAUGCGAGCAACUACGGAUGGGCCAACGGCGGGCAGUCGAUCCUCUCGGAAGUGGGCAGUCUCCAUCUCGAGUUCACCUAUCUCAGCCGCAUCGCCAGCGCUCCUAUAUUCGAGAAGAAAGUGAGGAAAGUGAGAGAUGUGCUCGAAAAAGCGGACAAGCCGAACGGACUCUACUCGAACUACAUCAAUCCGGAUACCGGACGAUUCACUGGCAGCCACAUGUCGUUGGGAGCCCUCGGAGACUCAUUCUACGAGUAUCUCAUCAAAGGAUACGUGCAGUCCAACUACACCGACAGACAGGCCAAGAACAUGUACUGGGAUGUGAGCGAGGCGAUUCAGAAGAAGUGAGUGAAAAGGGACCGACGAAACACUUCAAUCUACUCUUAAUUUCAGCAUGAUCAAAGUGUCGAAGAAGUCCAAAUUGACGUACACAGUGGAGUUGAGCAACGGGCAACCGCAGCACAAAAUGGGUCAUCUCGCCUGUUUCGUUCCCGGAAUGUUCGCGUUGCAAGCAGUGAAUGAGGACACCGAGGAGGAGAAGUCAAAGAUAAUGACACUGGCGGAGGAGUUGGCGAGGACGUGCCACGAGAGUUACAUUCGAUCGGAGACGGGCAUCGGUCCGGAGAUGUUCUACUUCAACGACAACGACGAGGCGACGAGCAAACACGCGGAGAACGGCUACAUCCAGAGGCCGGAAGUCAUCGAGGGAUGGUUUUAUCUGUGGAGACUCACCGGGAAGACCAUGUACCGAGACUGGGUGUGGGAAGCCGUGCAGGCCGUCGAGAAGUACUGCAGAGUGGACUCCGGGUUCACUGGACUCCAGAAUGUUUACAAUCCAAAAGCGGUGAGCAUUCACAGCUUCCAACUAUUUUCAAUGUUGAACAUUCGUUUUCAGGGUCGUGACGACGUGAUGCAAUCCUUCUUCCUGGCCGAGUUUCUCAAGUACGCCUAUCUGACGUUCGCCGACGACUCCCUCAUUUCUCUUGAAAAAUGGGUUUUCAACACGGAAGCACACCCGGUUCCCAUUCUCAGUCAUUAG